AUGUUCUACUCGCACCAGCUUCUAGCUCGGAAAGCUCCUCUGGGUCAAAUCUGGAGGGCUGCUACAAUGCACGCUAAAAUCAACCGCAGGAAGCUCGAUAAGCUCGAUCUCAUCAAGAUCUGCGAAGAGAUUUUGAAUCCUUCGGUUCCCAUGGCUCUUCGUCUCUCCGGGAUUCUCAUGGGUGGAGUCGUCAUCGUCUACGAACGAAAAGUGAAGCUCCUAUACGAGGAUGCGACUCGUCUACUGGUCGAAUUAAACGAAGCAUGGAAGACGAAACCUGUUGGGGACCCCACCGUCCUCCAGAAAGGAAAAUCACAGGCCAGAAAGGAAGCUAUUACGCUGCCUGAGAAUGAAGACACAGAGAUUGAAGGAAUGCUGAAUUUUUCCCACGGCCGCAGCGCCUCCAUGCAGUUUCAGCAAACCUCCUAUUUUGCUAUGGUAAAAUGUCGAAACUCUCCGGGUUUUUGUACAACAUUUACCUACAUUUCAGACUCUCAUGGAUGGUCCAUUGAGGGUAUUUUUGUCAAUCAGGGGAAACUGUCUGUGUGCCUGUCACUUGAUAGUACCCGCUGCAUUGCCUCGUUGAGCUAUUGUCUAUCUUUGCAGCGGCUUGAUAGUGUCGAUGAACAAUAUGUUAACAACAACGCAGCAGGGGAGGAAGAUCCAGCUCCGCAACUCUACCAAGCUGAUGUCGAGAAUAUCACCUUAGCUGAACGCUUUGAUCCAUUUCAAGCUGAUCAUUAUAUGUACAAUCGCUUGGAGAGAUUUGAGAUCGAAGGGGAUGAAGAGACACAGUUUAACUUCACGUCAGGAGAGCACACACACAUUCCCAUACCCCCUUCCCCUCCUCGCGAUGAACAUCAGGAAGGGCCUCCUGCAGCUCAUACAAACCAAGAUGAUCAACAUCUAGAUCACCAGGCCAAUCAGCCAGAUGAAAGCAAGAAAUUUAGACAGAUGAAGCUGGUUCAAGAGAGACAGGGGACUAGAAAAAGGAAAACAAGAAAGCAAGCAUCUGGAAUGGAUUUUGAACAAACAAUCAUUCCUGGUCAUGUAUACCAAUCUUGGCUCCGAGAUCCUUCAGAUCUAUCACGAGAUGCAAGAAAACGAAAGCGCAAAGAUGUAAUGGCAACUAUGAAGAUGGCUAACCUCAUGGACCUGCCACCUAAAGUACUAAUUGAAGAUUUAUUUACAACUGGAAGUAAAAACGUAUAUUAUCCACGUCCUCUCCUUGACAUGUGGAUGAAAAGUGUCCGAACUCCCCGUGAGUCUCCUGCCGGACGAACCACUUCACCCCUGCCCCCAGGACCAUCGUCACCAAUACCGCCUGAGAGACAAAACUCUAAUGGUCCAGUGGAAUAUCCUUUUCAAGAUUUUCGUAGUGGAGUUGGCUCCCAGUCUUCCAUAGAUAAGCAACGGCCAAGUUCUGGUGUGGCAAAAGGCAAGAAUGAUCCAACAAGUGUACUCAUGGAAGGACUGACUGCUAAUCUUAAGAACAUUGGCUUAGAGGGAAAUGAUACCAAUCCAAUGGCCACGCCUGGAAAUUCUGAUGACGUAAGAUCCAUCCCGAGCUCAGCAUCAGGGCAGGCAAUUCCUUCAGAAGGCAAUUCAGGACGAUCCGGCAAGAAAAGGCCUCAUUCUGCAUCCGGGGGCAACAUUAGACUUGAACCACUAUUGGAAAUGAGUCACCCCGAUGUACAUUUCGAGUUGUCGAGGUCACCUGAGCAAGGCCCGGCAUUUGAUCAAGAACUCUUGGUGGAAACAGGACCAACUCAAACUCAAAAACCGAUCGUGGAACAACCGCUUGACAAAACAACUGAUACUAUCAGAAGGGUUCUGAAAUCACAUUUUGAGACGGAGGGAGCUCCUCAGGUCGAAUCCCUGGACAACCUAACUGCUGGAAGGAACCGAAAAGAAGCAGCUAUGCUCUUCUACAAAACUUGUGUUCUGGCUACACGGGAUGUCAUAAGAGUCGAGCAGAGGACCGCUUACGGGGAGAUUCUCAUAUCGAGAGGGCCGAAAAUGUGAACGAGGUGAGAUCACACCUAGUGUCCUACACUUGUAGGUCGUUAAUUCCCACCUACAUUACGACCUAAUCAACAUGGAAUUAGUGAUACAAUUAGAAUUAGAUGAAGAGAUUAGAGAUUACCUCAUCUUUUUACAGUUUAAGCUUUUAUCAAAUUACUCCUUUUUUUUAGCAGUUAAAACAGCCUUGUCACGGGGAAGUUGCUGUUCCUCGC
Malus domestica (apple) is the source of this 2237-nucleotide messenger RNA. The record is from RefSeq and is a predicted model, not a curated record. Lineage: Eukaryota; Viridiplantae; Streptophyta; Magnoliopsida; Rosales; Rosaceae.